AUGGACAGCCAGACCGAGCGCGUCGACGACGGGCGAUCCCUCGGCGUACCCGACGGCGAGGCACGCCCAGAGGCGCACGCGGGCGCUCCUCGCGCGGGUGCGGGCCAGACGAGGCACUAUUUCUCCGCCGACGCGCCGGAGUACGUCCCGGGCCCGCGGGCGGCGGACGCGGGCGAGUGGCCUGGGGCGGGUCAGGCCGCGGACUCCCCCGAGGGCUACCACUGCGGAGGCGACGCCGCCGCGCCGCGAGGUGCGCCUGCUGGCGCCGCCUUCGGCUGGGCCCGGGCGGAGGCGUGGCCCCGCGCGGACGCGCCGCUGUGGCACCCAGCGCCGCCAGGACCCAGCGCGGGCGCCGGCAUCGCGGGCGGGGCGCGGCACCGCCGAGCGUCUCUCGGCGCACCGUCGAAGGCCGAGCGAGCCAUCGCGCAGCUCAGGCAGCUGCUCGACUUCUACUUCGAGCCGUUCAACCUCCACACAACCGCUACCUUCUGGACCUGA
Prorocentrum cordatum is the source of this 498-nucleotide messenger RNA. Lineage: Eukaryota; Dinophyceae; Prorocentrales; Prorocentraceae. The record is from the annotation of a GenBank genome assembly.